CUGCUGCACACUGGGUUUGAAAACGGACAGCAUGGGAUUCAUCUGCGACUUUCAGGACCUGCAGCUGGACAAGCAGUGCUCUGACGCGGCUAAAGUCCGCUGUCAGAAACCCAAGGACAUCACUCCGUCUGCUAAAGGACAAGAAGAGCUUAAAGUGUUGAUCUCCAGGCCUCCAGACGAACCAAAUACCUGCAGAGAGCUCAACUGCUCUCAGCUGUGUGUAGGUAACGGAAGACGCAUCUGCAACGACGGCUUCCGACUGAAAAGGGACGGAGUGAAGUGUGAGGAGGUUCAUUCUUUUCUGUGUCUGGAACACCACAAUUUCUAUAUAUUUUAUAUACGAUAUAUGUAUAUUUUUUUAGACAUAGAUGAGUGCGCUGUGGGGAGCCAUAACUGUGGAGCGGGCUUCGCUUGCGUCAACACACCCGGCUCGUUCUACUGCGACCUGAAGGUUGUGUGCAGAGACGGUUUCACUCUGGACGCUUCCGGAAAAUGCAUCGACAUCGACGAGUGUAUGCUCCUUACCAACCCGUGCCGACGCGGCCAAAGUUGCGUCAACGCCGUCGGUUCUUACGUCUGCCUCGGGAAUCCGGUCGUCUGUCCGCAGGGUCACCGUCCAACCGCGGAUGUCCCUUUCGCCCCAGACGUGGACGAGUGUCUCGUUGCCAACGUGUGCGGCAGCCGCGCCUGCGUGAACCUGGACGGGUCGUACCGCUGCGAGUGCAGAGCGGGCUACCGCUUGAGCAACGUCACCGAAGCCUGCGAAGAUGUAAAUGAGUGCAAGUAUUACUCCUGGCGACUCUGCGGGCACAUAUGAGAGAACACGGAGGGGUUUAAUCUGUUCAGGUGCAUAUCCGGCUUCAAGCUGGCUCCGGACGGAAGGACCUGCGAAGAUAUCAACGAGUGUCUGACCGGCCAUCACAACUGCCCCAGAGGUCAGGUUUGCCUCAACACUGGCUAUAAACUCACAGGCAGCUCUUGCUAAGACAUCGAUGAGUGCGCUUGCGUCAACACGGGCGGCUCGUUCCGCUGCGAGCAAAAGCUGGUGUGCGGAGAUGGUUUCGCUCUGAACGCUGCCGGCGGCUGCACCGAUGUUGAUGAGUGCUCUGCCCACACCAGUCCGUGCCAGCCCAGCCAGACGUGCGUCAACAUGGUGGGCUCCUACAGCUGCCACGCCAAUGCGAUCUCAUGCCCACGAGGGUUUCAUCUGAGCGUGAACGGCACACGGUGUAAAGAUGUGAAUGAGUGUCUGGUUGGCACUAAGUGUGCCAAGCAUGUGUGUGUCAACCUGGAAAGACUGUACCGCUGCGAGUGCAGAACUGGCUACAUGUUCAACAGCGUCACCAAACUGUGCGAAGAUAUGAAUGAGUGUACCCAUUAUCCCGGCCGACUCUGCGCCCACAAGUGUGAGAACACAGAGGGGUCGUACCGAUGUAGCUGCGCAACCGGCUUUAAGCUGGCCUAUGAUGGCAGAGACUGCCAAGACAUCAACGAGUGUGAGGACAAACCCUGCAGCCAGGAGUGCACCAACGUCUACGGCUCGUACCAGUGCUACUGUCACCGCGGUUACCAGCUGAAUGACGUCGACGGGAUGACGUGUGAAGAUAUUGAUGAAUGCACGCUGCCAAACGUAUGUUCUUACCAAUGUGUCAACACGCCUGGUGAUUUUAACUGCACCUGCCCCAGCAGCGGUUACACACACUCGUACGACGCAUGUACUUGUCAGGACAUUGAUGAAUGUGCUGCAGGAACUCAUUCUUGUUCUGCCAAGGAGACCUGCUUUAACGUCCAGGGAGGAUUUCGCUGUCUGUUUAUUGAGUGUCCUCCUAAUUUCAGGCGAGCAGGAAAAAGAUCCGAAGGUAACGCUUCCGCCGUGGUGCGUUGCGUCAAAGCGUGCCAGGAAAACGACGGCAAUUGCGCUCGCGACCCCGUCCGCAUCAUCACCUCCACGGCCCUGUCUCUGCCGACCUUGCAACGCUUAAAGGAGCCGGAGGAGAUUGUGUUGCUGCGGACGUCCGCAGAAGCUAAACAAAAUCUUCUCCCAGACGAGCCGGAUGUGUUUGACAUUUUAGCAACCGACGAGCUACUCUCUUUUGAUGUGAUAAAGGCUGCGCAUGGGGUAAUCCGCCAGAUCAAGCCCGUAUUGGGCCCGAAGGAGCUCGUUCUGGAGGUGACUAUGAAGUAUGUCCAGUCAGGAGUCGUUUCUCAACAAAACAUCGUCCUCAUCCACGUCUUCAUCUCCGAGUUCUGGUUCUGA
Poecilia reticulata (guppy) is the source of this 2257-nucleotide messenger RNA. NCBI's taxonomy places the organism in Eukaryota, Metazoa, Chordata, Actinopteri, Cyprinodontiformes, Poeciliidae. The record is from RefSeq and is a predicted model, not a curated record.